GCUGGACAGAGGAGCAGAGUCUAGUUGGUCUGCUGCGGGUCCGGCUGGCCUAGUUCCUCCGCGGUGCAGACGAGCCGGGACGAGCGAGAAGCGCAGAGAUGCGCAGCGGAGAGGAGCCCGGGAGGCAGCAGCGGCAUCAGGAGACGAGCGGACGGGAGGGAGCGCGCAUGUUGUUAUUGUUGUUGUAGUCUCGUCGAGGCGAGAUGGAGAUCGAGGAAGCGGCGCUGCGGGACGCGGGCGCGGAAAUGCGAUGAGCCGCGGAUUGGAUCGGGGAGGGAAUAUUUUUCCUGGUCUCGGGGAGGUGAUAUAAAUUGUGUGAGGGGGAGGGGCUGAUCUUUGGGCGGGCGCGGGAGACGAGGUUCGGAGAUUGUCGAUUGAGCGUGGAGUGCAGAGAGGAGAGGCGAGGCGAGAGGAUUGGAUUGGAUUGGAUUUUUGAGAGGGAGGGAGAGAUGGAGGCAGCUGCAGCAGCUCUCGGCGUGUCAGUGCCGGUGUUGCGGUUCGUCGUGUGCUUUGCCUUGACGUUGCCAUGUAGUUACCUGUGGCGAUUCGUCAUGGGGGCGAAUAAUCGCCACGCCUACUCCGCGCUUACCGGAGCUGUGUUGAGCUACUAUUCGUUCGGAGUGACGUCGAAUUUGCACUUCGCCGUGCCAAUUUGCGUCUCGUAUUUGAGCAUGGUGCUCUACAGGCGGCGUUGCGGGGUCAUCACCUUCUUUGCAGCCUUCGCAUUCCUUAUUUUCUGCCAUGUAAUCUACAUGAGUGGCGAUGCAUGGAAGAACGGGGAGAUCGAUUCUACAGGUGCCCUCAUGGUGUUGACCUUGAAAGUUGUUUCAGCUGCAAUGAACUACCAAGACGGCUCAUUGUCGGAAGAAGGGUUGCGCUCAGCCCAACAGAAGUACAGAUUGACCAAGCUUCCUUCUUUCGUUGCCUACGUCGGAUACUGCCUGUGUUGUGGAACGCAUCUGGCAGGGCCCGUGUUCGAGCUGAAGGAUUAUAUUGACUGGACUGAGGAUAAAGGAUUAUGGGAUCCUAAACAACAAAGACCCCCUGCUUCUCCAUAUGGUGCAGCAUUUUCAUCGUUUAUCAAAGCCCUGUUUUGUAUGGGGAUGUUCGUCUUCCUCACCCCAAGGGUUCCCCUUUCCAAGUAUUCCGAUCCUUCUUAUUACGAAUGGAGCUUUUUGCAAAGAGUUGGAUAUCAAAUGCUGAGUGGAUUCACCACUCGAUGGAAGUACUACUUUAUCUGGUCACUUGCAGAAUCAUCAGUCAUUCUAUCAGGUUUUGGAUUCAGCGGGUGGAACGGUGACGCUCCUAAGUGGGAUCGUGCCUGCAAUGUCAAUAUACUUGAGGUUGAAUUGGCUUCGAGUGCAGCCCAGCUGCCCAUCCACUGGAACAUUCACGUCAGCACCUGGCUGCGACACUAUGUUUACGAAAGGUUGGUUCAGAAAGGAAAGAAGCCUGGAUUUUUGCAACUCCUGGUCACUCAGGUUGUGAGUGCAGUGUGGCAUGGACUAUAUGCCGGAUAUCUGUUAUUUUUCAUCAACAGUGCCCUAUUUAUCGCGGCCAGUAAAGUUAUUUACAGGUAUCAAAGGGCUGUUCCUGAAAGCAAUGUGAUCCUCACGAAAGUUCUACAAGUAGUGAACGGCGUCUUCUCGUCGUUCGUUCUCAACACAACUUCCAUCGGUUUCAUGGUGUUGGGCCUAAGAGAAACCCUUGCGGCCUACAGCAGUAUAUACUACUCAGCAACCAUCGCCUCCUUGGUCCUGACAGUGUUUGGUGCUGUCGUAAAGCCCCCGAGACCUGCAAGCACAGGGCAGUUCAAACCAAAGAAAGUCGAGUAGUGGUAUCUUUGUUCUCCGAAGUAUAGACGUAAACAUCACAACAUGGUAACAGUUAGGCUGUUCGCAGUAGGUUAUCGUCUGAUAGGAGGGGGAAGUAGCUCUAGAACCUGCCUACAUUGUUGAUAGACUAAAGGUCAGCGUUUAUCAAUGUCAGUGUCGUACCGUAGACAGUAUUUUGUCUACACCGCUGGGACCUCUGUGUUGGAAAAUUCAUUGAUUGAUUACUGGUGCUGAAUUUGCAGAGCUUCCUUCACGGGCACUGAAUAAAAGAAGAACUAAAAAGUGUUCGGCUCGCGGUUUGAAUCCACGUUUUUCUCGUAUCCUC
Molecule: messenger RNA, 2160 nt
Organism: Marchantia polymorpha subsp. ruderalis
Lineage: Eukaryota; Viridiplantae; Streptophyta; Marchantiopsida; Marchantiales; Marchantiaceae
Source: the annotation of a GenBank genome assembly